AUGGCAGCCCCCACCCUGCCCCGACCACAACCAGACCCCCAGUUUGUGCUCCGAGGCACCCAGUCGGCCGUCCACGCACUGCAUUUCUGCAGAGAAGCCCAGGGUCAGGGCUGCCAACUCCUUCUCUCAGGGUCUCUGAGCGGCCUCGUGCACGUCUGGAGCCUGCAGACACGGAGGGCGCUUGCCACCCUGGAUGGCCACGAGGGCCAGUGUGUGACCUGGCUGCAGACGCUGCCCCAUGGGCACCAGCUUCUCAGCCAGGGCCGGGACCAGCGGCUGUGCCUGUGGGACCUGGCAGAGGGCCGGAACGCUAUUGUGGACUCUGUGCACCUCAAGAGCGUAGGCUUCUGCAGGAGCACCGUGCUGGCCAGGGCUCCGCCACGCUGGAUGCUGGCCAUGCCUGGGGGAGGCAACGACGAGGUUGAGAUCCUGGAGAUGCCAUCCAAGACGUCAGUGUGCACCCUGAAGCCAGAGGCGGGUGCCAAGCUGGGCAUGCCCAUGUGCCUGGAGUUGUGGCAGGCCGACUCCAGCCCCCGCCCGCGCCUGCUGACUGGUUACGAGGAUGGAUCCGUGGCCCUGUGGGACGUCUCCGAGAGGAAGGUGUACAGCCGCAUCGCCUGCCACACGGAGCCCGUGAUGGGCCUUGACUUUGACUCCCAGAAGUCCAGGGGCGUCUCAGGCUCUGCGGAGAAGGCGCUGGCUGUCUGGAGCCUGGACGAGCAGCAGGCCCUGAAGGUCAGAGGAACUCACGAACUCACCAAUCCCGGCAUAGCUGACGUCGUGAUCCGGCCAGAUCGCAAGCUCCUGGCCACCGCGGGCUGGGACCACCGUGUCCGCAUAUUCCACUGGAGGACAAUGAAGCCGCUGGCUGUGCUGGACUUCCACACCUCGGCUGUCAACUGUGUGGCCUUCGCCAGCGACGGCUUGCUGGCCGCAGGCUCUGGGGACCGGCGCAUCAGUGUCUGGUCACUCUACCAGUGCACAUGA
Molecule: messenger RNA, 987 nt
Organism: Orycteropus afer afer
Lineage: Eukaryota; Metazoa; Chordata; Mammalia; Tubulidentata; Orycteropodidae
Source: RefSeq, a predicted model, not a curated record